Messenger RNA from Marasmius oreades (fairy-ring Marasmius), 2925 nucleotides. RefSeq lists its product as uncharacterized. Gene Ontology annotation, cellular component: chromosome. NCBI's taxonomy places the organism in Eukaryota, Fungi, Basidiomycota, Agaricomycetes, Agaricales, Marasmiaceae. The transcript is spliced from 13 exons. Gene Ontology annotation, molecular function: ATP binding; ATP hydrolysis activity; protein binding. Gene Ontology annotation, biological process: mitotic chromosome condensation. The record is from RefSeq and is a predicted model, not a curated record. The coding region runs from base 1 to 2925 and encodes 974 amino acids.
AUGAAGAAGAAGCGACCGUCCAAUGAGAGUAAGUUGGGGAGUGAUGUUGAUGGUGGGGAUGAGGAAAAUGAAGACGAGGAAUACGAGGAAAAGAAGCCGCCGAAGGGUAGGAAAACUACAAGGAAGGCCAGUGGAACCACGACACGACCCGCACGUGGCUCAACACGCUCAAGAGUUGCCAAAAAAGCUACGCCGGAGGUGGAAGUCGACGAAUCAGAAUCCGGUGGAGAACCUGAACUCGUGUCCAAAGCUUCAGAGGCCAUGGAUGAUGAUAAUGAAAACACAGUGCCAGUCCGGAGGUCUCGACAGGGACUCCUAGCGAAGAAAUCUGGUAGAUCGAAAACUGCGAAAGUUGCUACUUCGGAAAAACAACCAGAAGUUAUGGAAGAGGAAGAGGAAGAAAAAUCUCUAUUCGAUCCUCUACCACCCGCUUCCGUUCCUAUGGCUCAGCCUCAGACGACCGUCGCACCAGAACCCGAGGGGCCGAAAGCUCGACUAGUCAUCCACAAGUUGGUUUUGGUCAACUUCAAGAGCUAUGGGGGAAGACAGGAAAUCGGGCCGUUCCAUGAAUCAUUUUCAUCCAUCGUGGGCCCCAAUGGUUCCCGAAAAUCGAACACUAUCGAUGCUUUACUCUUCGUCUUUGGCUAUCGAGCAACGAAGAUGAGACAAGGAAAACUCGGUGAAUCGAUUCACAACUCAGCAAGAUAUCCCGACUUGCAGGAGUGUAGAGUUGAAAUCUAUUUCCGUGAAAUCACUGAUUUGCCUGGUCCAGACGAAUUCGAGAUUGUACCAGAGUCGGAACUUGUCGUUGCGCGGCACGCUUAUAAGAACAAUACCAGUAAAUACAUGAUCAAUGGAAGGCAGAGUUCCUUUACCGAGGUUCAAACUCUGUUGAAAGGAAGGGGGAUCGAUUUAGAUCACAAACGUUUCUUAAUUCUCCAGGGCGAGGUUGAAUCCAUUGCCCUCAUGAAACCCAAAGCAACCUCUGAACAUGAUGAAGGUCUUUUGGAGUACCUCGAGGACAUUAUUGGGACCGCGCACUUCAAAGAACCCAUCCAAGAAGCAAUGGAUGAGUUGGAGCGAUUGAAUGACUCGCGGCAGGAGAAGCUGACACGGCUAAGAUUGGUAGAGAAGGAGAACUCUCUGGAAGCCAAACGUAAGGAGGCCAUUGAAUUCCAGAAGCUGUGGAAACGAGCUCGGCUGGAGGAAUUAGAGGAGGAACUUGAGCAGGAGAAGGCCAAGAAUAAGGAUGAUGUAAAUCAUCUGGAGCUGCUGGAGAAACAUUACAGGGAUAGGGAAGCAGCUUACAAGGAACUUCAAAAAGCUGCAACUGCAGCCCAGAAAGAUUUAGCAGAGCAGGAGAAGAAGGAAGUGGGCGUCAACGAACGUAAGAAACACGCCGAGGGGAAGGUGAAGAAGCACAGCAAACUAGUGAUGGAGGAAAACAAUUCUCUCCGGUCUGCAAAGCAGACUAUUGAAGAUAGUACUCAGAGGAUCGAGAAGGGAAAGGACAAGCUGCAAGAACACGAGGAGUCUUUGGUCAAAGAGGAGAAAGCGUUGGCAAAGAUUCAGGACUCACUCAAAGAUAAGACUAAAGUCUACUACGACCAAAAGGAAGUCUUGCAACGUGAACUGCAACCUUGGAAUACCAAGAUCAACGCUACGCAAUCUGAGUUCGACAUUGCCACGAGUGAAAGGGACGCGGUUUUUAGCAAGGCAGAGCAGGCUAAGCAAGCCCAGGAAGAAGCGGACAUGAAGUUGGAGACUCUGAAAAGUGAGAUGGAACAGAAGGUUGAAAGGCAGGCACAGCUCAAGGCGCAGAAAGUAGGGCUGGAUAGAGACAAGGAGGCUUUAGCUAAGAAAAUUCAGGAUACACAAGAGGACGUAGGGAAGUGCAACCGUAAAGUUGCGUCGUCAAACGCGAAAGUUUCGGAAGCCAAAGCUUCGCAAGCGGAAAACAGAUCGCAGAAUCGAGUGUUGACUGGUUUAAAUGGGCUCAGAGAUUCGGGGUCAUCUCGGAAGCCUUGGACCAUACCAGACCAAUACGACGUUGCAAUCUCUACUGCUUGCCCCCAGCUACAUCACAUGGUCGUUGACACAGUCGAACAGGCGCAACAAGGCAUUGAGUACCUUCGCACAAACAAUCUCGGUCGAGCGUCCUUUAUGGUCCUCGAUAAAUGUCAAUACCGACCUGAAGCCAUGCAGCAAAAACCGACUCCGGAAAACGUCCCAAGGCUUUUCGACCUGAUCGCAAUAAAGGACGACAAGUUCCGCCCAGCGUUCUAUAAGGCACUUGCGGACACCUUGGUUGCACAAGAUGUGACGCAAGCGAAUCGUAUCGCUUUUGGUGAAAAGCGAUGGCGCGUUGUCACCUUAACAGGGCAAUUAAUCGACCUCUCUGGGACUAUGUCUGGCGGCGGAAGAAAUCAAGCUAGGGGAGCCAUGAGUUCCAAGUUUUCCGCGGAAGCAGUCAGACCGGAUGUGAUGAGAAAGCUGGAGAAAGAGAGUCAGGAUGCUGAGGUCGAGCUACAGGAGAAGAUGACCGAGCUGAAGAGUGCCCAGGACCAACUUAGUGCGGCCAAAAAGAAGGUGCCAGAGAUUGAGAUGGAGUACGUGAAACUGGGAAUGGAGAUUCAAACAGGGAAAACGAGGGUCGCAGAAGCAGAAAUGACAGCAGCGGCAUUAAAGAAGCAAAACAAGUUUGAUGCGUCAGCAACCGCUCGUAUUGCAGAGUUGGAGAAGUCGAUAAAAAAGGCCAAAACAGAGUUGGACCGCCUCACUGAAAAAGCCGAAAAGAUCAACGCGGAACUCAACAAGAUCGACGAAAAGAUUCUCGAAAUUGGGGGUUCUAACCUGAUGGCGCAGAAAUCGAAAGUCGAUGGCCUGAAGAAUUAUAUAGACCUCACGAACGACGCGAUCACCUAA